Molecule: messenger RNA, 1098 nt
Organism: Ipomoea triloba (trilobed morning glory)
Lineage: Eukaryota; Viridiplantae; Streptophyta; Magnoliopsida; Solanales; Convolvulaceae
Exons: 1
Coding region: 1-1098 (365 amino acids)
Biological process (GO): DNA integration
Molecular function (GO): nucleic acid binding
Source: RefSeq, a predicted model, not a curated record
AUGAUCCGGUACCGCGAUGUGGUGCUCCGGGUCUUGGGGCAGAUCGCCCAACACGAAAUCUUGCAAAUACCAAGAGAGCAAAACGCGGAAACUGAUACGCUUUCCAAGCUCAGCCAGGCCACCCCAGAAUACAUCUCGAAAAUUGCAAGGAUAGAGGACCUCCAUAAGUCCAGCUUGGAGGCAUAUCCGGUCAUGCCCGUGCAAAGCCGUCCGCCCUGUUGGUUGGACCAUCUCGUGCAGUACAAGAAGACAGGCACCCUACCCCCGGAUGAGGCCGACGCUAAGGCAGCUAAGAGACGCGCCCCGACAUACGAGCUUAUCGGGGACAUCCUAUACAAGAGGUCAUAUAACGGGGCGUUGCUAAGGUGUUUAUACCCAGAUGAAGCCCGGGCUCUCAUCGAGGAGAUUCACAAAGGAACUUGUGCAGCCCAUCAGGGAGCGUAUACCAUGGCCCGAAGAGCCAUACUUCAAGGCUACUUCUGGCCGGGGAUGGCGAAGGAAUGUGCGGAUUACACACGGAGCUGCCCUACUUGCCAAAAAUUCCAGAUCGGCCCGGGCCGACCCGCCACCAACUACACCCCGAUUAGCUUCGUCAUACCAUUCUCAAGGUGGGGCAUCGAUAUUGUAGGAGCCCUGCCCAUGGGGUCGGGCAAGCGAAAAUAUGUUAUCGUCGCGGUGGAUUAUUUCACGAAGUGGGUGGAGGCCGAACCCCUAGCAAGCAUUACCAGCGUCCGGUGCAAACAGUUCGUAUACUCCAACAUACUAUGCCAUUUCAGGGUGCCAAUGCAAAUCAUUUCCGAUAACGGUCGCCAGUUCGAGGGAAAGGAGUUCAAGUUGUUCUGCCAGGAGUGGCGCAUCACCCACACCAAAGUCUCCAUGGCCUACCCCCAGGCGAACGGCCAGGUGGAGAAUGUCAACCGCACAAUAGUAGACGGGUUGAAGAAGACCCUGGAGGCGGCGGGAGGAGCGUGGGUCGAGAACCUAGAGGCGGUCCUCUGGGCGUAUCGCACCACGCCACGGAAAGCAACAGGCGAGACCCCAUUUGCGCUGCGCUACGGAUUCGAAGCCAGAGAGCUCCGGCAGAGGCUAUCAUUUUGA